Alternaria postmessia is the source of this 540-nucleotide messenger RNA. RefSeq lists its product as uncharacterized. The transcript has 2 exons. The coding region runs from base 1 to 540 and encodes 179 amino acids. The record is from RefSeq and is a predicted model, not a curated record. Lineage: Eukaryota; Fungi; Ascomycota; Dothideomycetes; Pleosporales; Pleosporaceae.
AUGCCUCAGUAUCACACCCCCACCGGUACAGUCUCGUAUCCAGAUGCAAAAUCAAGCUUUCCCAAAUUUCCGCAGGUUGGGUUCGGUCGCGCCGUCGCUAUCGGAGUUGGUGCCGGGUUUGUAGGAGCCUUAGUCAUGUCUGGGUCGAACAAAAUCGAGCAGUUCUUCACUGGUCGCCCGGAUUCCUACGUACCCGCACGAACAAUGGGCAACCAUCUAGGCGUCUCACCGGAAUUCUACAAGCGUCACACUUUCCUGUUGAACCAUGCACAUCAUUUUGGCAUGGGAAUGCUUGCUGGACCAUUCCGAGCAGUCAUGUCUUACUACGGUGUCAUCGGACCGGUUGCUGUCUUUAUGCAUACGGGUCUUCGCAUCAUGCUGGAUCAAUUGAUGGAGACUACCGCGAAUGUGUCAGCGGCUCCUUGGACAUGGCCGAUCAACGAGCAGGUCAUCGACAUCCUGCAUAAGGGAACGUAUGCACUUGUCACUGGCUAUAUAUGCGACAAGAUGGUAAGGGGCGUAGAUUGGUUUAACAGCUAA